Molecule: messenger RNA, 2128 nt
Organism: Nothobranchius furzeri (turquoise killifish)
Lineage: Eukaryota; Metazoa; Chordata; Actinopteri; Cyprinodontiformes; Nothobranchiidae
Molecular function (GO): GTP binding
Source: RefSeq, a predicted model, not a curated record
GUGACGAGAUGCGGUAAAAGCGGUCUGUGGCGGUCCUGCUGCGGUCAGCCAACAGAGGGCAACAACAGAGCCGUUUCUCUCCACUGGAGGCCAAAUGUUGGUGUUUGGAGGCUGAGAGCAGAGGUGGACCUAGCUUGGCUGCUGGAGUUUCAGCAGAGUGAAGAAAGACGCCGUAAAACACCAGGAAACGCGCUGAAACAUGGACCACGAGAAGGAGAAAAGGGUUUAUAUGGACGGUGGAGGUGACCAGCCCGAUCGCACAUGGGGUGAAGAACUCCGACUGGUCCUUGUGGGGCAGACCGGAUCUGGAAAGAGUGCGUCUGGAAACACCAUCCUGGGCCACAGACGGUUCCUGUCGCGGAUCAGCGCCAGCUCCGUCACCCAGGUCUGUGAGCUUGGGAGCGCUGAGCUGAUAGAAGACACACAGGAGGAUGUUCGGGCUGUCACGCGGAAGAGGAGAAUAACGGUGGUGGACAUGCCAGGUUUUGGGGACACCCACCUCAGUGUGGAGCAGACUCGUGCAGAGAUAGCUAAAUGUGUGUGUGUGUCUGCCCCUGGUCCACACGCGUUCCUCCUCGUGGUGCCAAUAGGACGAUACACAGAAGAUCAAAACCAGGCUGUCAGCCAGCUGACCUGCAUAUUUGGAGAAGAAGCUGUCCGUCGUCACACGGUGGUCCUUUUUACCAGGGGGGACGACCUUGAGGGAACUGGGAUUGAGGAAUAUGUAAGAGAAACGGCCCCUGCCGGUCUUAAAGCUCUGAUCGACAGGUGUGGAGGCAGAUACCACGUGUUCAACAACAAAGACCCGAAUAACUCCAUGCAGGUUAAAUGGCUGUUGAGGAAGGUGGAUGCAAUGGUGCAGCAGAAUACCGGGAGGUUUUAUACUAAUGCAAUGUUUUUAGAGGCAGAGGCCGCCAUCACAGAGGAGCUGAGGGAGCGAGGCCAAGCCGAGGGGGAGGAAGACCAGGUUAAAGUUGUAAAACGAAGAAAGUGUGACUUGGAGUCCAGUGGAGGAGAUUUUAGAGUCGAGAGGUGGAGUGAGGAGAGUAGGAGGAGCGCCUUCGGCCUCCUGCGUGACCGGUUCAGGGGGAGGCGUCAGGGUGUUGGCAGGCGGCACUCUCUCCGCCUGUCCCUGAGUCGUUUGAGGAGGGAAGCUGCACUCUCUGCCAAGGUGCUGAACAGAGUUAAGAUCCUGGUGGUGGCUGGAGCAACGGGCAUGGCGGUCGGCGCCGUGUUUGGGGCAGCUGCCCCUUUAGCCGCUGCAGCAGGGGCGUCCCUAGUAGGAAACUCCGUAUCCUUUGCAGCAGGGCAGUUAGCCGGGAUGUCGGCAGCAGGAGGCAUGGGUGUCGGGAAAGCAGUAGGAGCCGUAGUGGCUGCAGCUUCUGGAAAAACAGCCGUGGCCCUUGGUGCAGCAACGGGUGGAGUUUUAGGUGGUUCUGUGGGAGCUGUUGCUGGUGCUGAGGCUGCUAGUCCUCAGGAGGGCGCUUUAGAUGCCCUGGGCCAGGUUGGUGCCAUAGGUGGGUCUGCUGUGGGAGUGGCAGCAUGUGUGGGCUGUGCCCUGGGAGCUGGUGCUGCUUUUAGCUCAGCAGCUCUCCUCGCAGCAGAACCUGUAGCUCAGGGGACUUUAGCUUUAGCAGCACCGCAGCACGCCGUGGCCUCGGCUGCUGCAGGAGCUGGACCUCCUCAGUGUGCUGCAGCUUUAGCUCAGGCGGUGGCUACGCAUGCCCCAGUGGUUGCUGGAUCAACAGGGGCUGUUUGUGAUCCAUCAGGGCCUGUGGUGUCCUCGUUGACCCGGGGGGCUGUUUCAGACCACUGGGGCACCGUGGCAGUAACUACUCGUAUCUUGAGCGCUGUGGCUGAGAUUGGGAAAGCUGCAGCAGGCAUUGCUCUGGCGGGUGGUCUGGUAGUGAAGGUGGUGAAGGAGAAAGUGAGAUCUGGAACAGGUGCGACGGAAGCCAGCUACUCGGAAAAGAAGUCCUGUGAGAUUUAUUGGAACAGAUAAAAGUUAAAGGCCAUAUGUGUCCUUUAACAGCUUUUCUGUUGAAAUAUUCAAAUAAAGACAUCCACAUAAUCUGAUGCGCUGUAAACCCGACCAGGUCAAACAUCACAUUAAAAAUGUUUGAAGCUG